Colossoma macropomum (tambaqui) is the source of this 1570-nucleotide messenger RNA. It is a transcript of the gene trmt5, whose product is annotated as tRNA methyltransferase 5. Gene Ontology annotation, cellular component: cytoplasm; mitochondrial matrix. The transcript is spliced from 6 exons. NCBI's taxonomy places the organism in Eukaryota, Metazoa, Chordata, Actinopteri, Characiformes, Serrasalmidae. Gene Ontology annotation, biological process: tRNA N1-guanine methylation; mitochondrial tRNA methylation. Bases 36 to 1502 code for a protein of 488 amino acids. The record is from RefSeq and is a predicted model, not a curated record.
CGGUCCCCUGAAGAUGCCGUAGAACACAGGCGUGCAUGGCCGGUGUGAUGGUGAGGAAUGUUCGCAGACUGCUGACACUCUUGGAUGUUCACUACUAUCGAGGAGCUUCUCGCCUUUUCUCUAUCAGCAUUCCCUCUCCAGAAGUUUUCCAUGCACAGAAGACCAUGUCGGACCCCCAGCCUCCUGCAGCUGAUCCUGGCCUUUACAGUCCCCCUCCUGCAGUGCGAGGUAUGACUGUGCUGGACCGAGAAGCUUUCACCCAAACCAUUAACGUCCCCGCCAUCUGCAUCCCCACCAGCGUCCUCAACAAGGCGGUCAAAAGCCUGAAGAAAGUGGCCCUACAGAGGCCCGGCCUCAAACGAGUCGUAGAUGAUGACCAAAAACAAACAGACAGUGAUGGCAAAGAGCACCGGCUACUCCUGCUGGACCCUCAGAGUGUCUCAUCGGCUGAGAAUUUCGGCGAAGAGGAGGCAUCAGCACUCAAAGCGUUUGGCGUGAAGCCUGAAAUACAGCGUUAUGAACUCAAGCUGACCUACGACAACCUGAAAAGUGAGGAGGUGCUGCGGGCCGUACUGCCUGAAGGCCAGGAUGUGACCUCAGGCUUCAGCAGAGUGGGCCACAUCGCUCACAUGAACCUCCGAGACCACCAACUGCCCUAUAAAAACCUCAUAGGUCAGGUGAUCAUAGAUAAAAACCCUGGUGUUACCUGUGUGGUCAACAAGACCAACACCAUCGACUCCACUUACAGAAACUUCCAGAUGGAGGUGCUGGCAGGAGAGAGCAACAUGGUGGCCAAGGUGAGAGAGAACGGCGUGUUUUAUGAGUUCGAUUUUUCUCGUGUGUACUGGAACCCGCGGCUCAGUACAGAGCAUGAGCGGAUCGUUUCUCUGCUCCGCCGGGGGGACGUGGUUCUGGACGUUUUCGCCGGAGUCGGCCCGUUUUCUAUCCCAGCGGCCCGUCGGGGGUGCACCGUUUUCGCCAACGACCUCAAUCCCGAAUCGUACCGUUGGCUUCAGCACAACACCAAACUCAACAAGGUCGAGGCAAAGGUCACCACCUUCAACCUGGACGGCCGGGAGUUCAUCAGGGGUCCGGUCAGGGAGCAUCUUCCCAAACUGAUGAAGGGUUCUGCCGGGAUCCACAUCAUAAUGAACCUUCCGGCUCUGGCGCUGGAGUUCCUGGACGCCUUCAGAGGCCUCCUGGGCCCGAAACCGGAUCAGGGGGCUUCCUGCACAGUGACCCUCCCACAGGUGCACUGUUACGGCUUCUCGAAGGAGGAUGACCCUCAGAGGGACGUGCUGGAGAGAGCGGAGGCUGCUUUAGGGGCUUCGCUGCAGGGGCGCUGCUCAGUGCACAUGGUGAGAAACGUGGCGCCCAAUAAAGAGAUGAUGUGCGUGAGCUUCACCGUGCCCUCAGAGGUGCUGUACAGCAGCAGCGGAAAAGAGGAAGGUUGCUCAGAACCGUCGCCAAAGAGACAGAAAUGUGAAGACACUGAAGGAUAGAAGCUCACCUGCAUGGAGAAUUUUGUUUUUAUAGUUUGUUUUAUAAUAAACCGAGAUAUUCCACACGG